Fomitiporia mediterranea MF3/22 is the source of this 2027-nucleotide messenger RNA. Its product is annotated as Hydantoinase B/oxoprolinase. The coding region runs from base 234 to 2027 and encodes 597 amino acids. Gene Ontology annotation, cellular component: cytosol. The record is from RefSeq and is a predicted model, not a curated record. Gene Ontology annotation, molecular function: 5-oxoprolinase (ATP-hydrolyzing) activity. The transcript has 9 exons. NCBI's taxonomy places the organism in Eukaryota, Fungi, Basidiomycota, Agaricomycetes, Hymenochaetales, Hymenochaetaceae. Gene Ontology annotation, biological process: glutathione metabolic process.
GUCGCCAGUACUGGUACUACUGUUGUUGAAGGACAAAGUGCUCGGCCUCAAAUUCUCUCUCACACUACCUAUUUGUCGACUGAACCUACUUCAUAAACACGACUAACCUGAUUUAUAAUCGACUCGAGAAGAGUGAUAACGGAACUGAUUUCCGAUACUUAUAAUCACAUAUCUCGAGCUGAGCUUGCUCAUUACCUGGCAUACAAACAAGUUCUCUCAGACUAUCUUGCAUUAUGGCAAAUAUCACGAAGCCUAGCCCCGCUAAGGGCGCAGACCCAAUAUUACUCACACUAUUUGCGAACCGCUUCAUGAGUGUCGCUGAGGCAAUGGGCAGGUCUCUGCAGCAGACUUCGAUAAGCACGAAUAUCAAGGAACGUCUUGACUUCUCGUGUGCACUCUUUGCACCCGAUGGCGAGCUGGUCGCCAAUGCGCCCUUCAUACCGAUCCACCUCGGAGCCAUGAGUUUUGCGGUGAGAUACCAAAUGAACCUGCACAGCAAGAGUUUGAAGGAUGGAGAUGUACUCAUGACCAAUUCUCCACGUGCAGGAGGAUCGCAUCUUCCAGACAUAACUAUUAUUACACCGGUAUUUUCACCCGAAAACCCAGAGGAAAUAAUCUUUUUCGUCGCUUCUCGUGGACAUCACGCUGACGUCGGCGGAAUUCUCCCUGGUUCGAUGCCCCCGACUUCCGUCACGAUCUUUGAUGAAGGCGCGGAGAUCAUCAGCUUCAAGAUUGUCAGCGGAGGUGUAUUUGAUCGGGACGGUCUACACGAGCGUAUGAUUGAUAUUCCCGCUCGCUAUCCUGGCAGCUCUGGAUGUAGGAAUAUCAGAGAUGUCGAGAGCGAUAUCAAGGCGCAAAUUGCCGCAAAUCACAAGGGUGUACAGCUUAUUCGGAUGAUGAUAGAAGAAUAUGGUCUUUCUACUGUGCAAGAGUACAUGUACCACAUUCGUGCAAAUGCGGAGAUAUCGGUGAGGAACUUGUUGAAGGCUGUUGCGAAGCGGAUGGGGACAAACAUACUUUCCGCAGUCGAUUACCUUGAUGAUGGUUCACCCAUUCAAUUGCGAGUCGAGAUCAAUGAAGAGGAGGGUUCUGCAGUACUUGACUUUGAGGGCACCGGACCUGAAGUGCGCAAUAAUCUUAACACGCCCACUCCUGUCGUGCACUCCGCAGUCAUCUAUUGCAUGCGUGCCAUGCUCGAUAGUGACAUCCCGCUCAACGCUGGUUGUCUUGUCCCUCUCGAUAUCAAAAUACCGAAGAAAUCACUGUUACUCCCCUCGCCGACUGCAGCUGUCUGUGCGGGCAACGUCUUGACAUCUCAGCGGAUAGUUGACGUCGUGCUCAAGGCAUUCAACGCUUGUGCAGCAAGCCAGGGCUGCACAAACAACUUAACCUUUGGUGCCGGCGGGAAGGACAAAGACGGAAAAGUUUCCGCUGGCUGGGGAUACUACGAAACAAUUGCAGGCGGCUCGGGUGCUGGUCCGGGCUGGCAUGGAACGUCCGGUGUGCACACGCACAUCACCAACACGCGUAUCGGCGACGUCGAGAUCCUUGAGCGACGGUACCCUGUGCUCUUACAUCGUUUCGGUCUCCGAGAAGGCUCAGGUGGAGACGGUCAGUGGAAGGGGGGUGACGGUGUCGUGAGGGAGAUCGAGUUUAUGCACCCAUUGCAGGUGUCGAUCUUGUCUGAGAGACGCUCGCGCCAGCCUUAUGGACUCGAAGGUGGUCACCCAGGAGCAAUGGGUCGGAACGUCUGGGUCAAACAGCUUCGAGAAGAAGACGGGGAUAUAAACACCCAGCCGAAUAGAGAGCCUCGAAUAAUCAACAUUGGCGGGAAAGCGACGAUAUUUAUGGGGAAGGGUGAUAGGCUCUUGAUUGAGACGCCAGGUGGAGGUGCAUGGGGUGCUCCGUCUGGUGAGAGGGAUGGUAAGGGAGUAGUAGGGACUGUAGUGGAAAAGGUGAAGGAUACGGUAGAGUGGGCGGUGAGAGGGAGUCUCGCGGAGCGGGCGGCGGCGCAGGCUGGGUUUUAA